This is a messenger RNA of Equus caballus (horse), 1087 nucleotides long. It is a transcript of the gene FCAR, whose product is annotated as Fc alpha receptor. The record is from RefSeq and is marked provisional. Lineage: Eukaryota; Metazoa; Chordata; Mammalia; Perissodactyla; Equidae. Gene Ontology annotation, cellular component: plasma membrane.
GUAUCAGAAUCAUGACCCCCAGAGAUAUUACCCUCAUCUGUCUUGUGCUCUGCCUAGGCAUGAAAAUUCAGGCACAAGAAGAGGAUUCUCCCAUUCCUAUCAUAUCUGCUGUACCCAGUUCUGUGAUUCCCUUGAAUGAGUCUGUGAAGAUCCUGUGCCAGGGAACUCCUCAGUCUUUCCUGUACCAACUGGAGAUCCUGGGAAACUCCACAAACAAGAUGGUGGAGGAAAAAUAUGGAUUUCAGAAGGAGGCUGAAUUCAUCAUUAACCACAUGGAUACAAAGACUGCAGGGCGCUAUCAGUGCCGAUACAGGAAAGCAUACAGAUGGUCAAAGUAUAGUGAAGCCCUGCAGCUGGUGGUGACAGGCUUGUACGACAAACCCUUCCUCUCUACUGACCAGGACUCUAAAGUGAUUCCAGGAGAGAAUAUUUCCCUCCAGUGUGGUUCACCACACACCCCAUUUGAUAGAUUUUCACUGACCACGGAGGGAGGAGCCACCUUGCCACAACACCAAGAUGAGGGACACCAAGGAAACUUCACUCUGGGUCCUGUGACCCCUGGCUUCUCAGGGAACUACAGGUGCUAUGGUUGGUAUAGUGACAACCCUUACGUGUGGUCAGCCCCCAGUGACACCCUGAAGCUUGUGGUCAAAGAUACCAUGAACCAAGACUACAAGUUGGAGAAUUUGAUCCGAGUGGGUGUGGCAGGGCUGGUCCUUGUGGCUCUCUUGGCCAUACUGGCUGAAAAUUGGCACAGCUAUAAGCUUCCUCACAAGGAAGACAGGCAAGACUUGCCUGAAUGGAGCUAUGAUAAACAGAAAAUGUAAGACAGACCCUCUGGACCAACCAAAAACAGCCUCUGCACCAACCCCCAACAGCCAGCAGGUAGACACCUGGUGCUAAAGGCAGAUGAGUAGGAUUUUGUGGUGUCUGGAAAAGCUACUUGGAGAACAGAAGGAAGAAAGUGGCACUAACAAGCUUGGAUCCAUUCUCAAGCCAAUCAAAUAGCAUUUUCUUAUAGGGAUCUGGGAUAUUUGCACCCCACCUUCCUGGACACUGAUAAUAAAAUUCUCACUAUUAUCUUGGA